AUGGACUCCUUCAAGGCCGGCGACAUCAUCGAGUCCGGCAGCUCCAUCAAGUCCAAGAACGGCAAAUACGAGCUUGUCUUUCAGGACGACGGAAACUUUGUCCUCUACGAGGUGUCCCACAAACGGCCACUUUGGAGCUCUAAUACCACCAGUUCCUACCGCAAGGCUUCCAAGGGUCUCUUGCAGGACGACGGCAACCUCAGACUUUUCGACGACGACAACGGAGAAGUAUGGUCAAGCCAUACCGGGGGUAGGGGCGACGCGAGCACCGUGUUGACUGUGCAGGAUGAUGGCAAUGUCCGACUCAUGUCGGGCGAAAACCAGCUCUGGGCCACCAACACGGCACAGAAGGAGCCGGAGAAGCCUGCGAACCCUGAAGUGGGAGCCAAGGACCGUCUCACCGCUGGCGAGGAGUUGACCAAGGACCAACGCAGAUCCUCUCCCAGCGGCGAAUACACCCUGAUCAUGCAGGCUGACAACAACCUGGUCCUCUACAAGAAGGACAAAGGUCCGAUCUGGGCCAGAGGCAAGACUGCCGGAAAUUCUGCCGAAAAGCUCGUCUUCCGUGGAGACGGAGAGCUGGAACUGCUCACAUGGUCAGGCGCUCAGAAAUGGGUGACUGGCACUGCUGGUAGAGGCAACAGCGACUCCUUCUUCGCGGUCAGAGACGAUGGCAACAUGGUCAUCUCGACUGACGGCCAGAUUGUCUGGUCAUCGAAGACGGGCCCGGAGCUUCCUGAGGCCAAGAGAGAUCGCCUCAAGGGCGGUCAAAGACUUCUCGCGGGAGAGGCGCUCACAUCACCCAACGGCAGGUUCACUCUUACCUUCCAGAAUGACGGCAACUUUGUCCUUUAUGAGGGCAGCGAGCCCAGGUGGGCUUCAGGCGGUCAUUCCUAUGGACAAGGUGGAGGCUGGCUUCUGUUGACUACCGACGGCAAUAUGACUUCAUUCGAGGACGACCAAUCUUCUCAGUGGUCAUCUCGAACAAGAUACAGACGCACUGGAGGAGAUUGCGAGCUAAUCAUCCAAGAUAACGGUGCUGCGGUGCUAAAGCUCGACGGUGUCACCACCUGGGCUGUCAAUGGAGGCUCCGCAACAACAUACGAACCCCGUGAUUUCUCCCCUGUCACAUCCGGUGACAAAAUCAGCCCCGGACAGUACCUGGCUGCCGGUCAAUCCAUCACCUCCAACAACGGCGACAUGAUCGCAACGCUGGAUGAAAACGGCCAAUUUGUUGUUCGCUACACCAAGACAGGAGACUCCAUCAUCGUUUCCACCAAUCCCCGCAAGGAAACCGCUACGAAGCUGACCGUCGGCUACAACGACGACGUGAUCCUCUGGGGUGAAAACGGAACCAAGAUCUGGCAAGCCUCCAACAACAUCGACAAAUAUGCCAUGCAUUAUGACGACGAUGACAGGGAGCGCUUCUUUAGCCGCGAAAGAAACGGCGGUCUCAUUCUCAGCAACAACGGCAAAUUGAGGCUCUACGGCUCCGGCUGGCCAAAUGACCUGAUCUGGACCAGCGGCCGUUCCUUCGCCGGAUUUUCGGGCAAAAGAAUCUCGCAGCUGAAGCCCGGCGAGAUCCUCGUCAUCGGUCAGAACUUGCUCUCCGACAACGGCGACCACGAGCUCUCGCUCCUGCCCUCCGGCAACCUCCGCAUCCGCAACACCCGCUUCAACACCAGCGUCUACUACUUCACCAACGACGACACCAGACUCACCGACGCGCACUACCUCGAAUUCGGCCAAGACCACGUCCUCGAGGUCCGCGGCGAGACCAACGGCAUGAUCUGGCGCUCCUCUAACCGCAAGUACGAGCCACCGCAACGUCGCGAGGGUGACCGUCACGACAGCGGGAGUCGCAGAAUCGACCCUCCGCGCUUCAUCCUCGACAAUCGCGCCUCGGCCUACAUCAACGCCGUCGACUACCAGUACCGCGCCGACUACAACGCCUGGCGCAUCACCGACCUCGAGUCCUGCCUUAACCCUGUGAAGCCUACUUCUUUUGGCGACACCCUCCGCCCGAAUUUCACCAUGAAGCCCGAGCACAUCCUGACCAGCAACAGCGGCGAGUACAUGGCGAAGUUCAACAACAAGGGCGAGUUUGCGCUCAUUUGCAAUACGGAUAACAGCCACGGGUCGGCAAGACGGGGCGAUAUCAUGUGGCGGGCUAAGGGCGCGGCGAGUUCAAAUUCGGUUUGGGUCACGGGCGAUGGCAACUUGUGUGUUGGCGACGAGGAGAAGCAGAAGGUUAAGUGGCAGAGUGAGACGGCUGGUUCUGGGACGGAGCCAAGGUUGGUGGUGCAGGAUGAUGGGAACAUGUGCCUCUAUGCGGGCGGGAAGUGCGCGUGGCAUAGUAAUACCGCUGGAGGGUGGAGGAGGGAUUAUGAUUACUAG
This is a messenger RNA of Sordaria macrospora k-hell, 2397 nucleotides long. RefSeq lists its product as uncharacterized. The record is from RefSeq and is a predicted model, not a curated record. NCBI's taxonomy places the organism in Eukaryota, Fungi, Ascomycota, Sordariomycetes, Sordariales, Sordariaceae.